AUGGACCUUAAAGAUGUACCCGUAGCGAACGAGCCCAAAACCAACAAGACAAACCUUGCAGAAGUCCAGGGGGUACCUGAAGAUGACGAAGAAGUUAAAAGGUUGCUCAGAAAGUUGGGAGAGCCUGUUACAAACUAUGGAGAAGGACCAGGGCGAAGAAGAGAAAGACUCAAAAAUGUACUUGAGAUGAGAUCGAAAAGUGAACCUGACGAGAUGAGUGAAGAGGAAGACGACGAUAACGAGGUGUUUUAUACCCCAGGACCAGAAAGCUUGCUUAUUUGCAGAAAAAAUAUUCUCCAUGAUUCACUCAAACGAGCGUCUCAGCGUAUAAAGGCUCAAUCAGAGGCGACUAAAGAUCCCAUUAAGCUACUUAAACAUCGAAGAAAUAUUAACUCCCGACUCAAGACUUUCGAAUUGUUAGGCUCUCAAGUGGUUCCUGGGGUUACCAGAACAAUUUCGUCUAUUCGAGCUUCGCCCUAUGGUGGUAUUCUAGCAUGUGGUUCAUGGGACGGCACAGUGAGUAUUCUCAACCAAGAGGACCUCAAGACCAAAAUUCAGAGGACUGGACACCUGGAAAAGGUGGGUUCCAUAGACUGGGGCCCUGAAAAUACUUUUGUUUCUGGGGGUCAAGAAGGUAAUAUAAAUCAGUGGAAGUUGGAUUUAUCUGACGAUACAAUGGAAGCGGCCACUAUAGAGCGUGCACAUGGAGAGAGAAUUACCAGCACGUUGUACCAUCCCACGUUUGACUACAUAGCAUCUACGUCAUUUGACCAAACCUGGAAGUUGUGGGACGCAAAUACCCACGAAGAACUUCUUGUUCAAGAGGGCCAUUCCAAGCUGGUUUUAUGUGGAGCAUUUCAACCGGAUGGUAGCAUUUUCUGUUCCGGUAGCCAGGACGCUAUGGCACGCUUGUGGGACUUGCGAAGUGGAAGAUGCAUAUCAACAUUACAGGGCCAUGCUCAAGCAAUUCACAGUAUCGAUUUUUCUCCUAAUGGGUACCAUAUGGCGACCGCGAGCGCUGACUGCCUGGUAAAAGUCUGGGAUCUCCGGAAGAUCACACCCAAUAAUUCAAACGAGAUUUUCACCAUACCUGCUCAUACAAAGCUCGUUAGCUGUGUACGAUUUUUCCAUGGAACAAGGUUUCCCGGCGCACUUUCACAGGAGGUUACCGACGAAAAUGAUAAUGCUGGUGAGAUCCUUGACUCUAGUGGCUCAUACUUGGUAACCAGCUCUUACGAUGGACUCGUCAAUGUUUGGUCGGCAGACAAUUGGAUCAAAGUGUGCAGUUUACGAGGACAUACAGACAAGGUUAUGAGUUGCGAUGUUAAUGGAGACGGUAGCAGUAUAUAUAGUUGUGGCUGGGACAAGAAUAUCCGCGUAUGGGGAAGUAUAGACUAA
Meyerozyma guilliermondii ATCC 6260 is the source of this 1398-nucleotide messenger RNA. RefSeq names its product U4/U6-U5 snRNP complex subunit. Lineage: Eukaryota; Fungi; Ascomycota; Pichiomycetes; Serinales; Debaryomycetaceae. The transcript has a single exon. The record is from RefSeq and is a predicted model, not a curated record. The coding region runs from base 1 to 1398 and encodes 465 amino acids. Gene Ontology annotation, cellular component: U4/U6 x U5 tri-snRNP complex. Gene Ontology annotation, molecular function: U6 snRNA binding; protein binding; U4 snRNA binding. Gene Ontology annotation, biological process: mRNA splicing, via spliceosome.